Microthlaspi erraticum is the source of this 681-nucleotide messenger RNA. Lineage: Eukaryota; Viridiplantae; Streptophyta; Magnoliopsida; Brassicales; Brassicaceae. The record is from the annotation of a GenBank genome assembly.
AUGGAUGCAACAGAGCUAAAACGCGUGUUCCAAAUGUUCGACAAGAACGGAGACGGGACGAUCACGAGGAAAGAGCUGAGCGAGACGCUGAGAAGCCUAGGGAUUUACAUCCCCGACAAGGAAUUGACGCAGAUGAUCGAGAAGAUCGACGUGAACGGCGAUGGGUGUGUGGACAUAGACGAGUUUGGCGCGCUUUACAAGACGUUGAUGGACGAGGAAGACGAAGAGGAAGAGGACAUGAAGGAAGCAUUCAACGUGUUUGACCAGAACGGAGAUGGGUUUAUAACGGUGGAUGAGUUGAAGACGGUUUUGUCUUCCUUGGGGUUAAAGCAAGAGAGUCGCUUACCACGACGAGUCUUCAAUUCUUCAUUUCACAUUUCACUCCCUGCCUGGACUCGUACUCGUGAAAUUCAUCGGUUUCAAGCUCUCUGGAUCUUUGAAUCGGCAAAGGAAAUGGGAAGAGAGAAGAGUCCUGGCUUGAAGAUCCUCUGGGUCUGGACUCUCGGCACUGCUGCUAUAUUGGUGACGAGUGUUGUCCGCACAAGAAUGCAGGACAUGGAAUCGAUGAUGAACCAGGACCAAGCACCGAAACAAAGCCAGAAUACAAGUGCAGGUGUUUCCGUCUUAACGGAUGAAACAGCUUUGCCCGAGUCAGAUCGAGAGAUUGCUGAAAAACUCUAA